AGGAGCAGCGCAGGUUAUGGGAGUCAGCGUACGUCCCUCAAGACCCAAACCAUUCCCCCAUCACUAACACCAUAUAGUGAAGCCCCAGAACCAACCCCCUACCUCCCCAUCACAAACCCAAUCCCCCUCUCCACCCCCUUCAAACCCCCCAUCCAGCUCCUCUCCCGCCGCCCAAUCCCCCAGAAAACCCUCGUCCGCGAUCCAGCCACCGGUCUCGAACAACUCACCAUCACCCAACCCGACGACUUCGACGACGAAGACCCCGACACGGCCGCCCAAAAGCCCGAAAAUCCCCAAGAGCGCAAGGAGCGCCAGAGGAGAGAACUAGAGGAAAAGCAGCGCCGGUAUCAAGAACAAAGAGCAAAGAUCUUUGGGGACUCAAACCCUUCCUCUGGGCAGUCAUCCCCAGGGACGGUGACGCCCCCGCAGGCCGGGAAUGAUGGUAGGGGAGGAGGACAUAGAGGACGGGGUGGUGGUGGGAGGGGCAGGGGGAGGGAAGGGAACGGGAGGGGCAGCAACAAUGGGCGGAAUACCAACCGGCAACCUCAGCAGCAGACAACUGAACCACCGUCGAGGGAGCUCUUCGACGCGGAAUACUCCCCCAAACCACCCAACCGACGAGGCGGCGGCCCCUCCUCCUCUCAACAGCCCAGCCGCUCUCACACACCGCGUGAAGAAGACCAAAUCACCCGCCAACCGAGAGGUCCAGACGGCAGCGGAAGAGGAGGUUUCGGUUUCGCCAAGCGAGGCGCAACCAACGGCUGA
Molecule: messenger RNA, 765 nt
Organism: Podospora anserina S mat+
Lineage: Eukaryota; Fungi; Ascomycota; Sordariomycetes; Sordariales; Podosporaceae
Exons: 1
Source: RefSeq, a predicted model, not a curated record